Anisakis simplex (herring worm) is the source of this 861-nucleotide messenger RNA. The record is from the annotation of a GenBank genome assembly. NCBI's taxonomy places the organism in Eukaryota, Metazoa, Nematoda, Chromadorea, Rhabditida, Anisakidae.
AUGACGAGCACAGAUGAUAAGGAAGAACUUUUGGAACGUGCGAAAAUUGCUGAAAAGGCAGAGCGUUAUGAUGAUAUGGCAGAAACAAUGAAGAAGGUGACCGAGAGAGGUGACGAGCUAUCAAUAGAAGAGCGUAAUCUGCUAUCAGUGGCGUACAAGAAUAUCGUCGGAACGAAACGUUCAUCAUGGCGAGUCAUACAGACAAUCGAGCAGAAAUCAGGAGCAGUCGAGAAGAGGCAUCGCAUGGCGACAGUGUAUCGUGAACAAGUUGAAAAAGAGUUAAACUAUAUUUGUAACGAUAUUUUGGUUGGACCUUCAUUUGCUAGCAAUACGGUGAGUGUUGUUAGUAAAUACGAAAAUAAAUUUCUUAUGAGUGGGUUUCAGCAACUAAUCGAGAAAUUUUUGCUACCCAAGGCAAACACCCCAGAUUCGAAGGUAUUUUAUAUGAAAAUGAAAGGUGAUUAUUAUCGCUAUUUGGCUGAAAUCUCGAGUGGUGAAGGGAAAACUGGAGUGGUCGACAAAGCUCAAAUUUCCUAUCAAGAGGCGAUGGAUAUAGCCAAUUCGAAGAUGCAACCCACACAUCCCGUGAGACUUGGACUGGCACUCAACUUCUCGGUUUUCUACUACGAGAUUCUCAGUUCACCCGAUAAAGCGUGCCAACUUGCUAAAAAGGCAUUUGAUGAAGCAAUAGCCGAGCUGGACACGGUCAAUGAGGAAUCUUAUAAAGACAGCACAUUGAUAAUGCAGUUACUACGUGAUAACCUAACAUUAUGGACGUCCGAUUCGGCGGCUGACGAUCAAGAAGUCAUUGAAUCACACAAAGCUGAAUCUAAGCAACAACCUCAAGCGAAUGCUAAAUAA